GUGAGAUUGUGUCCGUUGCCAUCAGCAGCAGGUAGCAGGCCAGGUGGAGAGCCGCCUGACCCCGAUCCCUGGAGCCGGCAGUGGUGGCAGCGCGGGAGCAAGCCCGGCUGCGCAGUGCUGCAGGGAGAACUGGCACGGCCGGAGGCGUGAGCUCAGGUUGCGCGUUGUACAGAAAUGAGUGGCGCUGUGGGAGCCUGACGAGUUUCCCACUUUCGGCAGUCGGGGCGUAUUAAAGGGGAGCAUCGGGGCUCGCUGCUCAUCCCAGCCGUGUCGCUGCCGCCUCAGCAUGGCUGGGCCAGGGGGUGACAGGGACCUGCGGCACCUGCUGAAGCUGCACCGCACUGAGAUCGCCAUGGCGGUGGACGACGUCUUCCCGCUGCUGCAUGGCCUUGCCGACCACGAUGUCGUCCCCGAGCACGUCUUCAAGGAGACGCUGAGCCAGACGGAGCGAGAGGGCUCCCACCGCGCCUUCCACGCCCUGCUCACCUGGCUCCUGGGCCGCGAUGUCACCGCCGUCCGCGACUUCUGGGCAGUCCUCUUCAAGGACUACAACCUGGAGCGCUACACCCGGCUGCGGGCCCUCCACAGCGCCUUCCCCAAAGAGGUGGACCUUGGGCGGCAGCGCCGCAGCCGGCGCCUGUCCCCCAGCCCCAUGGCACCGGUCCCACACAGACCCCAAGGCAAGAGAAAAGCCCCUGAGGAGCAGGAUGGGGCCCGCAUGGCACAGCCCUCGCCACGGCACGCUGCCAGCCCCGGGCCCCUGGCAAAGGCAAAGACCGUGAAGAAGCCAGAGAGUGUGGAUGCCACACACUCACCCCGUACCAGCAGCAGUGCCAAGGCGGGCAGCAGAGCUGGGGACGAGCUUUACGACCCAGCUGCUGGUGAGGAGCCCGGGGCCAGGAGCAGGAGCCGCAGCCUGAAACCCGUUGCCCGACCCAGGGCGCCCCAAAGCAGCGGGGGGCUGCGAGCGACACCCCAGGGCUGUCUGCCGGUGCCCACCAUGCACAGCCAGGACCCCAUGCCCCAGCAGGAGAAUGAGGACGAGUGCGCAGCGUGCGGUGACGGUGGAGAGCUCAUCUGCUGCGAUGGCUGCCCCCGGGCUUUCCACCUUGCCUGUCUGGUGCCCCCGCUGCCCCGCGUCCCCAGCGGGACGUGGCAGUGCGGCUCAUGUGCGGUCAAGCCGGGCCAGCUGCGGGAGGCAGAUGAGGUUGCAGAGCAGCCCCCUGCGAUCCCCGGGGAGGAAGAACGUGGUGCACACAUGGGCAGAGGCAAUGGGAGUGUCUGCAGCCGCUGCUUCACCAGGAUCCCUACACCCCAACACUGCCCUGCACUCAACGGGAACCCUGGGGGGCUGCUGCUUUGCAGUUCCUGCGGGGGCACCCCAGAAAUGGGCAGCGUGGGGAGCACCGCAGUUGCUGGAGACCACGUGCAUCAGGCAGCAAAGGUCAACACGACCCAUCCUCCGCAGGCAGAGUGUGGCUCCUCCGGCAGUGACCCCGUGUUGAGCAGAGAUGAGCUCGACGCCCUCCUGGGCGAGGGCGCCUGGGACGGGAUCCUGCAGUGGGCUUUCCAGAGCAUGGCACGGCCCCUCGCAGACACCCAUGGGCUCUUCGUGUAG
Molecule: messenger RNA, 1618 nt
Organism: Cygnus atratus (black swan)
Lineage: Eukaryota; Metazoa; Chordata; Aves; Anseriformes; Anatidae
Product: autoimmune regulator-like
Biological process (GO): regulation of transcription by RNA polymerase II; humoral immune response
Cellular component (GO): nucleus; cytoplasm
Molecular function (GO): DNA-binding transcription factor activity, RNA polymerase II-specific; DNA binding; translation regulator activity
Source: RefSeq, a predicted model, not a curated record